GGCGGCACAGCUACAUCCCAAACACCGCUGACUGAGCGUCCCUGUCGGGUUUCUUCAUCUUUUCUCCGUUGGCGGACACUCCAAACUACUGUGCGAUCAUGAACCGAUGCGCAACAUUUGUUUUGAUUGUCGCCUUUGGAAUCGUGUCCCAGCUGUCGCAUGGUGCUGAGGUUACUGUCCAAGACAAAGAUGGCAAAUUAUGCCUCUAUGCCAAUCUAAUGGUCAACUUCUCAGUCUCAUAUGAAGUAACUGGCAAUAAGAGUGCGACUGUUGAGUUUGAACUUCCGGGUAAUGUCACAACAGAUGGAAGUGAGUGUGACACCAAAAGCUCAACGCUGAAGCUUAAUUUCGGUGAAGGACACUCCUGGAGCGUGAACUUCACCCUCAGUGAAAAUGUGUACCAGGCGGACUUCGUCACCUUUUCCUACAACCUCAGCGACACGACACGCUUCCCCAAUUCUGUAUCAAAUGACACCACCCGUGUCACCGUGAAGCCUCACAUUACAGACGUAAGGAUGGACACCUGCUACUCGUGCAAGAGCAACGACAUGAUCGAAGCUGAUUUGGUCAAUCAGACGCUGUGGAACGUGCUCAUACAGGCUUUUGUCAGUAACGACAGCAGGAGUGAAAACAUUACCUCUUGUGCUGCUGAUCUACCCACAACCGCUGUUGUCCCCACCACUCAUUCUACCAGUACCACCACUGCAGCCCCUGUCACAACCCCUACUGCCCCUCCUACUACCACCACCCCGACCCCCACCCUCCCUACACCCUCCACUGGGAAGUACAGCAUCAAGCCUGAUGAAAACAGCACAGCCUGUCUGUUAGCCAGCUUUGGCCUGCGGAUUGGUUACAAGCAAGCAGAUAAAUAUCAGGAGAUGAACUUCGACCCUAAUGGGACCAUAGUCUCUGGAUCAUGUGAAGUCAACAGCAGCGAGCUGGUGUUGGUGUCUAACACUUUGACCCUCAUGUUCACUUUCACCAAUGACACGAAGAAAUUCCGCCUGCGCGCGCUCAACGUCACUGGAACAACAAGUUCUGGGGUGCAUUUUUCUGAGGCCAACACCAACCUGAGUCUGUGGGAGGCGGCCGUCAGCAGCUCCUACAUGUGUAACAAAGAGCAGAACUACACCAUCACCAGCCAGCUCACCCUCUACACCUUCAACCUUCAAGUUCAGCCCGUUGGAGUCCAGAAGGGUGUUUUCAGUACAGCCCAUGAAUGUUCAUUGGAUGACACCAGCAUCUUAAUCCCAAUCAUUGUUGGCGCUGCUCUGGCUGGCUUGAUUCUCAUUGUAGUGAUCGCUUACGUGAUUGGUCGAAGAAAGACUUAUGUUGGAUAUCAGACCCUUUAAAUCCAGUUUGCUAUCGAUCCUGAAAUAUCAUGGGGUUCCCAAGCCUGGUCCUUGGGUUUUAUGUUCAUGUCUAAUUUGCAAAGGGCUUAAAAAUUCACGAGUCAAAAUCUGAACUAAAGUCACAGCUGAGAAAACAUGAGAUGCAGUUUUAUAAACUGUCUGCUGUCAGAAAAGUAGAUUUAACUCUCUCUUGGUAUUGAAUUUAUUGAUCAUUAAGGGACAUGAAAAGCACAUGGAACAUUUUUGAAUUGCAGUUGCCUCAAGGGUCUUUAAUGAUGCUAUAAUAAGAGGAGUAAAAUCCACGUAAAGUUGGAGGGUUUGGCGUUUUUCUCAAGGACCAAACUUGUCUACCCCCAAUGUUUGUUUCUUUUUUGUUGUUAUCUGGAUGUUUUGUCUUUCCUUUUUUGUUGUGAGUUUUUUGUUUAGUUAAUGAGCAAGUGCAAGAUCCACACAACUUAAAUUAAGUAAUUCCAAUCACAUAAAAGGUGACAUUCAACAUAUAUUAUAUAGAAUUCUUGGAGUAUACGUGUACAGAAGGACAUUACAAAAGCCCCUGGACAUUCAUUAUAUCCACAUUUUUAGCAUGAGACGUGGGGCAGUUAGAAGUUUCAUGCUGCGAGGUCCUGCACUUGCUCUCCAGACAUUCCCUUUUUGUUUUGUCAUUAUUUAAUCUUUGUGCACAUUUUAGUUACGUUUUACUUCUUUUAUGGUUUGACUUGUCAUCUCAAUUAUUCACAUCAUGACAUACAAGAACGCUAACUUUCACAGCAUUUCACAAAGGAAGAUGGUCAAUCAGCCUUCUUCCUCUGAUCCCAGAAAUUCAUGAACGAGGAUGAAGGUCAAUUCCAUUUGGAAAUUUGUCAAAGGAAAUUCGCUUUAGCCCAUGUUUGCCCCUGUAGAGCAGGAGGAACAUCGGAAUUAUUGUCCUGAUUUUUGUGGCUCCAAUCGUAUUAAGAAUGUGACAUCAAAGUGUUUGUUGUUUAAACAUGAAUAGAGCUUUUUUUUGUGUGGAAGACAUUUCGACAUAUGCCAAGCAGUAAAAGUCCAGGUGGGACUCAUGACAUUAACGAUGCCAUUUAAAGCUGAAGGCCCCGAAACUGACAACUACAUGGGAUCAAGCUGUCGUUAGUGUUAUUAAUUACACCUGUGCUUCUUCUGCUACACCAUCUCCAAAUGUCUCCUGUUUAAAAGGUCUCUCACAUUUGCACAUGCUCCAGUUUAUUCUCCAGAGAACAAAUCUGCAAAGAAAGGUCACCUGUUGUUUUUGCUCACAUGAUACAUUACGGCAUUAGGUUUAGAAAAGGGAGAAUUUCGUUGUGUAGACACUCACUUUCAGCACAGACAGUUCUGAAAUGAGGAUAUAUACAUACAAAUGCACUACGCCGCUCUUUUGCAUUUUUGCUUUAUGUUGAGACUGUUGUCACAUUAUCUCACCUGUGUAUAGGUCUGGGCUUGGCCUGAGCUCUGAGGGCUGCAGCUGCAUCAGGGGACAUUAAAGCUCCUGAAAACUUAAAGUUCAAAGUUCAGGAAAAAAAUGUCUGAAUGUAUUUUUUUCAUAAGAGUUUAAUGCAGGAAUAUGUUUUUUUUUAAGUGAAAUAGGCUUAUUUCCUUUCCUGCUGAGAGUUGGAUAAGAAGAUUGACACCACUUUUAUGUCUGUCUGUAAAGUGUCAGGCUGCAGCCAAGAGAACGUUUUCAGUGUUUAUGCUAAGCUAAGCUAACCUUCAUUUUACCUUUCAGUCUUCUCAACAAGAGAGAACGAACGUGAAAAUGAAUAUUUCCCAAAAUGUCAAAUGAGUGCUAUAAAAGCUCAGCUUAUCUGGACCAGGUCUUGUGACCUCGUGGGUGUGGUUUGAUCAGUUUAGUUCAACAGACCUCACACCUGUCUUCAGAGUUUGAUUCACGAGCUGCUAAAUCCACCCAAGUAUGUGAUACAACAUCACACGAAAUAGACAAAAUUGACGCAGGCAAAUUGUGUCCUCGUGUAGGACCCCGUCGCAAAUAGAAGCUGAAAGUGAGUUUUCAGGAGCUCGCGAGUCAGGGAAUCAGUGCAGGUUGCAGUGAUGCAGGAUCAGGGGUGAAGACAAGCCUCAGAAUGUGUAUUUCUAUGAUAGAAAGCCAAUGUGACACAUGGUAGUAGCUGUUAUUGUUGCUGAGCUCUAGCAGAGUGCUGUGUACUAUCAGCCUUGUUCCAACUCUUCAGGGCUGGAACAACGCAGCCAGUAAACUGCACGUGACAAUGACGAGAAUUACUUCCAUUUCAAGGUUGCUUAUAAAAGUUGCUCUCCCAGGAUGUUGUACGUGUGUAUGAAUAAUAGCUAUAAAUCAAGUACUGCUUUGAUUUUGCUUGUGAUUGUUGCUGUCCUGUGUAUUUCAGCUUUGUACGAACUCAUUUGCCUUAAUUAUGCAGAUAGUUUUGCAGCACUGGUAUAAAUGUUUGUUUUCUCAAGGUUUAUCUCCCGUGUUCUCAAUAAAUCAUCGAACAUGUCCAUCAUCAUGACAACUGUGCCUCGCUCAGUGGAAACGUUGGGUUUUGGGUUUUUUUGGCAACAUGAUUUGGCUCGCUAUUUAUCUUCCCUUCGCAAGUUGAGAACAUUGCACACACGUAUUCAGCAAAGGGAAUUUGUGCUGCAAGACUGUCAUUUAAAGAUCAAUCAGUGUGUGUUAUGUGGAUACAAAUGACUGCUGAUUUCAUCUUCAUUCUCUCACGCUGUUAGCUCUGAUAAAAUUGUGUGUCAGACUGAAGUGGAGCUUUUUAGUCUUUUUAGGAUGUAUGGAAAUAAAAGUGCAUUGCUGUCCUGGA
Molecule: messenger RNA, 4153 nt
Organism: Chelmon rostratus (copperband butterflyfish)
Lineage: Eukaryota; Metazoa; Chordata; Actinopteri; Chaetodontiformes; Chaetodontidae
Gene: lamp2
Product: lysosomal-associated membrane protein 2
Exons: 9
Coding region: 99-1352 (417 amino acids)
Cellular component (GO): membrane
Source: RefSeq, a predicted model, not a curated record